Ilyonectria robusta is the source of this 985-nucleotide messenger RNA. RefSeq lists its product as uncharacterized. The record is from RefSeq and is a predicted model, not a curated record. The transcript has a single exon. Lineage: Eukaryota; Fungi; Ascomycota; Sordariomycetes; Hypocreales; Nectriaceae. Bases 138 to 638 code for a protein of 166 amino acids.
CGUAAUGGAGGGAUCGGCGUCCAACGAGUUCAUCCAACUGAGACACAUUCCAGGUCUGAACUUCAGCCUCGCUGCGACUCUAUGUAACCCACACACCCACCCCGAAAGUUACUGAUAUGUGAAGUGCCGACUGCAACAUGUACGAGGGCGACUUGUUGGAUGGUUCUAUCGGGCAUGUUGCUUACCCUCCUCUUCACGGCACUUCGUCGAGAUGUGACAUCGUCCUGCACAAAGCCGCUGCCGCUCAACAAAUCUACGGCGCACUUCCAAGGUCAAAGAUAGAGGUUUCACUGGUCUUUUGCUUUUUUAGACGCCGUCAAGCCACUUAUGCGGGUAAGGAGCUCACCCGCAUUGACCCAGGACAGACUGCGUCCUCCGCCACUGUCACUCAUAAUCCCGCAUGCCUUAGGGCUGUAUUCCAUCAUAAUUGGGCCGAUGGUGCAGCUGAAAGAAGCAAUAUUAAGCCAAAGGUGCAUUGCACCAGUGACAUUCCAUGCCUACGCUUCACACUACCCAGCCGCCACCCCUUCACCGCGUCCUCCAUCCUCCACCGACGUGUCAGGUGGAGAGACAUUCUGAGAACUGGGAAAGGAGGGACAAACCGUGAUCGCGGUAAGAGGGCGGCGGCCCCGGGUUGACAUGUCAAACCCAGUGGCGGAACUUCUUACGCUUCUUUCUCUUACACCACUUUUGAUCAGCCGCUAGCUAUCCUCUGGCUCCAUCGCUAUGUGUGAUUACUUCUACGUACGGCUAAAAUCCCCAGGCAUCGGUGGUCCCGACGAUCCGCCUCGCUAACUAUGUCCGCAACAGGUUGAGUUCCAGUGCGGGCAUCAUGCCUGGCUCGUACGCAAAUGGUGUGGUCUGUACGAGAAGAGGCAGAGGCCUUGCAGCCCGAGCGUCGUCGAUCCUCCUGAGUUCUGGUAGGCCUCAGUCCACGAGCCACGACUGCAGCAUCACAAACAUUGGCUAAUGGAGAGUGUCGUCG